UUUCAGUGCUGGCUCUGCAGCCGACGAGGGUGUCAGUAAACACCGCCUGCCAAUUUCACCGUUAGACACAACGUAUCUGUGUAUCGUAGCCAACACGAAACCUGUUUACUGUGUGGUGAGUGACCGAUUAAAUCAUGGAUAGUCGGAAACGUCCCAGAGAGGAUUUAGCACGCAAUUCAACCGAUAAUUUCAAAACCCCAGAGAAGCGGGUGUCAGUGGUCCCACGCCGGGGUAAGAGCUCCACGCAGUCGGAUGUAGAUUUCAGAAACUGGGACAUUGAUACAACUUGUAGUUAUCUUCGUCGUGAAGGACUUGAAGAAUGGGAGGGCAAAUUUAAAGAGCAUCAGAUCACUGGGGUGGGUCUGCGGUACCUCACAGAGGCCCAACUGGAGAAGAUUGGCAUUGGACCUUUGGGAAAACGCCUUCAGAUACUCCACAGCCUGCAGAAACUAUGGCAGAUCACAAGCGUGCCUAUGAAGGUCUUCAACGACCCCAUCCAUGGCCACAUUGAACUGCACCCACUCCUGGUGUGCAUCAUCGACACACCUCAGUUCCAGAGGCUCCGCUACAUCAAACAGCUGGGUGGGACCUACAUGGUGUUCCCUGGGGCGUCCCACAACCGCUUUGAACACUCUGUCGGGGUUGGCUAUCUGGCUGGCCGGCUGGUCCAAGCCCUAAACGAACGACAACCGGAGCUGCUCAUAACCAAACAGGACAUCCUAUGUGUGCAGAUUGCAGGCCUGUGCCAUGACUUGGGACAUGGGCCUUUCUCACACAUGUAUGAUGGAAUGUUCAUCCCCAAAGUUCGGCCUGAUUGCAAGUGGAAGCACGAGAUGGCCUCUGUAAAGAUGUUUGACCACUUGGUGAAGGAGAACGGUCUGGAGCCAGUGAUGCGGGAGCACGGCCUGACCCUCCCCGAUGACCUGGUGUUCAUUAAGGAGCAGAUCGCUGGACCCCUGGAGAACCACGCCCCGGCUCGCAAAGGCCAGGCCCCUGUAAGUUGCCAUGGCAACCCUAUGGCGUGGCCCUACAAAGGCAGACCUGAGGAGAAGUCCUUCUUGUACGAAAUCGUGGCCAACAAAAGGAACGGCAUCGACGUGGACAAGUGGGACUACUUUGCGAGGGACUGUUACCACCUUGGUAUCCAGAACAACUUUGACUAUCGGCGCUUCCUGAAGUUUGCCCGCGUGUGCGACGUCAAGGGGACGAAGCACAUUUGCACGAGAGAAAAGGAAGUGGGGAACCUGUAUGACAUGUUCCACACACGGAACUGCCUCCAUCGCAGAGCCUACCAGCACAAGGUUGGCAACAUCGUUGAGACCAUGAUUACAGAGGCUCUGGUAAAGGCAGAUCCCUACAUCCAGAUCCAGGGCUCAGGAGGGAAGAUGUUCACUCUCUCCACAGCCAUAGAUGACAUGGAUGCCUACACUAAACUCACAGACAACGUGUUUGAGCAGAUCCUCUAUUCGUCUACUGAGGAGUUGGCAGAAGCCCGAGAGAUCCUCCAGAACAUCAUCUGCCGGCGGCUGUACAAGUGUGUGGGUCAGACACACCCCACCAAUCACAUGGACGUGUCCCAGGGUAAGCUGCUGGAGUGGGCUAAAGACGUGGCCAGGUCCAAACCCAGUGGCACAGACGUGGAGUUCCAAGGCGAGGAUUUCGUUGUCAACGUCAUCCACAUGGACUACGGCAUGAAGGGCAAGAACCCGAUCAACAACGUCCGGUUCUACUGCAAGAACGACCCCACCAAAGCCAUCAAAAUCCGCAAGAAUCAGGUGUCCCAACUGCUGCCGGAGAAGUUUGCGGAGCAGCUGAUCCGUGUGCACUGCAAGCGCACAGACGAGCGCAGCCUGGAGGCGGCCAAGAAGUACUUUGUGCAGUGGUGCAUGGACAUGAACUUCACCAAGCCGCAGGAUGGAGACGUGACUGCACCAGAACUGACCCCUUUGAAAGCAAGCUGGGCCAGCACCGAUAAUGACGAUGAUGAUGAUGACGAUGAUGACGAUGAUGACGAAGAUGAGGGCAUAAGUUAUCCGGCAAGCAAACACAGCACACCCCAAAAUGGCGACUUGAAAGUGAAAACCCGGCUUGCAUUAUAGAGGAAGGUUGUCUUACAGAGGAAGAAGCUGAGCAUCAUCAUUGCUGUGGCGUUCAGGUGGGAUGCCACUCUGUCUCACCACAAGGUGGCAGCAAAGUGCAUUUACCAGGGCAGAGAUGGGAGAGCCUAAUUGAGAAAAGAGAGAGGCUCAGGCCCUUGGACAGACCUCUCUGGUUAUCCCCAAAGCUGUUCUUGGCAUCUUGUAUUUAUAAAGAGUGCAGGGCCCUUUAUUUUUCCAUAUGUUUUUUAUUUGUGUUUUAUAUGAUAGAUUUAGUACUCUUUAGUGUCUUCUAGAAACUUCUGAGGGGAUGUGUCAUAGUUGGAGGAAAGUACUUGUUGAAUACUAACUCGCAAAGCACAUUUUACUCCUCUAAUGUUGACUGGAAGUCUACCUCUGAAGUGUCAUUUUUAAUUUUCCUCAGUUAUGCCAGUAUCAGUUAUCAGAAAUCGCAAAACAAAUGUUACAUUAUCCUGGUGCAUAUAUUCCUAAGACCAAAAGUUGCAAUCAAUGGUUUGUUUUGGACUAUCGUAUGUAAGCCAGUUUCUGUGCAUUGAAUGUAUAUUUAUUUGACCUUUAUAUCUGUGCUUUAAAGUUGUUAUACUUAGCAUAUUGGAAUAGGGGUGUUUACAUGUCUAGUUCAUUUAGCUCAGUUUAGUUUAAUUCCACAUAUCUUCCUAGUUAUCCAUAUUAGUUUAUAGCCUGGUGUCAGGUGUGAGUGACAACAAAUCCAGUGUACAGUGUGUUUUUACUCUUUCUUUUUAAGCGCGUUUUAUUUAGUUGAUGUAUUGCGUGCUGCCUUCUGGUCCUCAGCAUUAGAGCAGGGUGUGUGGCACGAGACGAGACAUAAAGCGAUUCCUUUCGUCAUAGACAGUGGGCCCUUUACAGAUUAGAUAACAGGGAAGGCAUUCAGUGUGCCAUUAUUUUGGGUGGUGUGUGAACAUAUAGAGUGGGUUUUUUGUGUGAGUGUUCACUGAGCUUUUUUUUUCUCCUUUCUUUCUGUUGUACCUGUGAAACUUUCCUGUCCUGUUCUGCAUAGUUCUCAUUUGUCUCAUUUGUCAUCUGUUUAUGGCCACUGCCUGCCCCUCAGUUCUGGUGUGGGCUUUUGUACUCUGAACUUUGACCUGCGUUGCUAGCAGUACUUCACUUUCUUGUCAGGAAGUGAGUUGACAUCAAAGCUGCUGACCAUCAUGUUUUAGCUGCCAGUGAUAAUGCACUUUAAAUAUAAUAAAUAAAUACAAAUAAAUGAAUACAAAAAAAAAAAAAACACCAACAAGAAUCAGGAUAUGUCAAGAUAUUUUUGAAAGAUGUUUGUAUUCAUGUGAUUUAUCCAUGCAUGUCUGACCUCAGCGACAGAAUAAAAAAACACCUUCCUCUA
Sardina pilchardus (European sardine) is the source of this 3474-nucleotide messenger RNA. It is a transcript of the gene samhd1a, whose product is annotated as SAM domain and HD domain 1. Gene Ontology annotation, molecular function: dGTPase activity; protein binding. The transcript has 16 exons. Gene Ontology annotation, cellular component: nucleus. Gene Ontology annotation, biological process: regulation of innate immune response; defense response to virus; dGTP catabolic process. The coding region runs from base 135 to 2099 and encodes 654 amino acids. NCBI's taxonomy places the organism in Eukaryota, Metazoa, Chordata, Actinopteri, Clupeiformes, Clupeidae. The record is from RefSeq and is a predicted model, not a curated record.